Solanum dulcamara is the source of this 8150-nucleotide messenger RNA. RefSeq lists its product as uncharacterized. Lineage: Eukaryota; Viridiplantae; Streptophyta; Magnoliopsida; Solanales; Solanaceae. The coding region runs from base 2604 to 3905 and encodes 433 amino acids. The record is from RefSeq and is a predicted model, not a curated record. The transcript is spliced from 3 exons.
AUAUUAGCUAUUAGUCACUAUCAUAUCUUAUUACAAAAUGACAAAAGGUUAGAUAUAUGUCACUAUCUUCUCCUUUGUCUUUUCUUCUAUCUUUGAUUUCUUGUGUGUCUUCUUGCCUUUUUUAUUUCUAUCUUCUUCUUCCAUUUGUCAAAGUAGCCAAGAUAGUAGGACCACCUAUCACAAAAUGACAAAUGUGUCUUUAAAAUGAAUCCUUAUCUUCUACAUCUUGAUCUUUAUCUCUUUUUUCACAGUAAGAGCUUUAUUCGGAUGAUGUGGACAUGACAUCUUCAAUUAUCUUUUCUUUUCUCGGAGAACAAAAUUCACACGUCCCUUUGACGUGCUUUCUCAUCUCACAUAAUCGUUGUUGUGCUUGUGGACCUGAUUAAUAAUAACAUGUCAACAUUAGAAAUAAAGAUUAGACAAGAAAACAGUGAAGAUAAAUUUGAUAAAAUAACUAACUCACUAAGAUGCGAUGAAAAAUUUAAUGAUAUAGAUAUAGAAUGAAAAGACAUCCUACUUUUGCAGAUAUAAAAAUAGAUAAUAAUUAUUUAUGAAAGUUUAGAAAACACUUAAAAGAUACCCAAAACAGUAAAGAAAAAUGCAAAAGAUUAUUACGUUUAAUGUUAAAAGAUAACAAAAGCGAGAUAGAUUCUAUAAUUAGGACAAAACGAAUUCUAGAUGAUCAUGAUGAAGUCAUAAAAGGACUAACAUAUAAUAUAAAACUUAUUAAAAUUGAGAUUGAAACUCAUCCUUCAAGUAUAGGAUAAUGAAACGACAACCCUCCUUCACAGAGAUAAGGUUAGAUAACCGAUUAUAUUGGACAUCUCAAAGAAAUUUAAAAAAUGCUAAGAUAAAAGACGAGGCUCUUAAAAGAUAUUCACAAAAAUUAGAUCCUACCAUGUCCGAACAGAUAAAGAGAGUACAAGAAAAAAUACUUGCUAAUAAUGAGGAUAUAAUAAAUGAAAAUCAUAAUAUAAAUUUACUAAGAAACUAUUAUUUCAAAAAUCAGAUAGCUAGUCUAGGAUAAAAUGGAAAAUAAAUCCAAUUAUAAAUUACUGAAUGAUCAAGAUCCUCUAAAAAUAGAGCAAGAUUUAUAUGAAAUACAAAGAACGAUAAUUUAUUUCGGAAAUUUAAUAGUUAAAGAAAUUCAAACUUUAAAAGAAAUACUAGAUCAAAAAGAAAUGAAAAUUGAUAAAGAACCUAUAAAUAAAACCUUAGAUAUUAUAGGAUCCCAUGUUUCAAAAAUAAAAAUACCUGAAGGAUACAGAGGAAAUAAUUUAAAAUGGUAAACUCCGAUUCCGAAAAUUCAGAAAUAGAUAGCCUUAUAAUAAAUAUAAAAGGAACCCAGUUAAAAAAUGAAGGCGAUAUGAUAAACUUAAAAAUGGAUACAGUCAAACCAGAAGUAGAUUUUAAUCCCAAUAUUACUGAGUUCCCUACUCAGGCUGAAACCAGCCGAACAAGUUUUAAUAAACCCUCUAGGGUUUAUGCAGGAAUAAAUGCUGCAAUAAGAACAAAAGAUAGUCACACUCCAGUAGGAUCAAUGAAAACUGAAGCGAUUAAUCCAUUUGGAAUAUAUUUAGAUUUAGAUUGUAUUAAUAAUACAGAGGAAGCUAUAGAUAAAUGAGAAACUUCUUUAAAGAUAGCAGUAACAGUAAAUAAAAUGGAUUAUGGCACCACUAAACAUUUUAUAGAACGAAGUCUAUUAAAUAGUGUGUUAAGAUUUUGGCAAAAUUUAAAUGAUGCCACACGAAAUGAUAUUUUCGAUGCCGAUGAUAAUAUUGCUAAUUUAAUUACAAGAGCUACCGAAGCUAUAAGAUUAGAAUUUGCCGGAGAAGGUAAUAUUUUAAAAGACCCUGCAACGAUUAAAAAAUACGAGAUUGCUUUGUUAAGAUUACAAUUAUGUGAUAUGUGUGAAAUAGAUAAAUAUAUUUGUGUUUUUCAAGAUUAUUAUUACUAUGUUUACAACAGAGGUAAAAAUACAGAAAUGUAUUUACCGAUGUUUUUUACUAAGAUACCAAACCCUUGGGGUAAAAAGUUAAUAGAUACUUAUAAUCCCGGAACAACCGAUACUUUAGGAAAAAGAAUUACUCAUUUAAAAGAUAGUCUUAGUACAUGGUGUGCAGAUGCCAUAUUAGCUAAAACAUCAAAAGGAUUAAGAAAGAAAGUAAGCCUAUGUUGUGAUAAUCCUAAAAUGCCUAUAAUGAUUGGAUGUGAAAGUCCCUAUUAUUACAAAAAGAUUAAAAGAAAAUAUAAGAAAAAGAAACUCUUUAAGAAAAAAUAUUUUAAAAAGAGAAAGGCUAGAUAUUACAAAAAGAAAGGAUAUACACAAUAUCAAAAACCUUUUUACAAAAGAAAUAAUAAAAAAAAUAAUUCAAAAGAAUGUAGAUGUUACUACUGCAAGGAGAUAUGACACUAUGCCAAUAGAUGUCCAAAGAAAUUUGCCAAUAAUAACAAGAAAAUAGAAAUCGAUGAAGAUAUCGAAGAAAUGAUAAAUUUAGAAGAAUUUAUACAACUAAAUAACUUUGAAGAAGUAGAUUCCGAUGAUACAAUAUUUAUUUUAACUGAUACAGAUUAUUAUUCUUCGUCAGAAGAAGACGGUCAAAAUGAAUAAUGAAAUAGAAACUGAUAUAAUAGAAGAAACGAAAGAACAAGUUGAAGAAUAUAAACAAGAUAUUUUUAUUGACAAAAGAAAAUUAAAACAAAUACAAAAAGAAAAGUUUUCUUUGACUAACUACUCAGGAUUUGACGUAAAUAUACUUGAUAGAUUCGGAUUAAGAAAAAGACAACAUCAUUUAUUUUAUGGAUUAAAUAUCCAAGAAAGAGCGUUAGAAGUUUCAGUUACUUCUAAUAAAAUAAUGAUUCCUUUAUUAUCCAAAAAAGAUAUUCAAGAUAAAUUAAAAAAAAUAAAAACAGAAAUUCAAAAUACUCUAGGAUGGAUACAUAUAGGAGCAAUCCAGAUAAUAAUAAAAUUCACAUUUAGAGAAGGAUUAGAUACCCCAAUAGAUUUAGCUAUUAUAGAUAAUAGUAUAAUAAACAGGAAAGAAGCCUGCUUAGAAAUACUACGAGGAAAUUUACAAUACGGAAAGAUUAAAUUUAAUGUUUAUCCUAGAAUUUCAUACCAUCUUCUAGAUAAAAACUUUGAUAAAACUUUAAGCUUAAUACAAGAUUUUAAAAGAAAAGAUUUCUUUCAUAAAUACAAUAGACCCUAUUCGAUAACAUAUAUAAUAUCAUAUGCUAUUUCUAAUACACAUCAUUCUGAUUGCUUUGUCAUAAAAGAGACAAUAGAUUAUCCCCAUCUAUUCGAGGAAGUUAGUCAGAUACAAAUGCCUAAUAUAACGCAGAUACAAGAAAUAGAAGAUACGCCGUUAGAUUUAGAUUUACAAUCUAAAUCUUUGUACAACCAACAAAAUUCCACCUCUCGAUUAUCCUUUGAGGAGACUCGAGUCAUAAAUCCUACAGUAAUGAUAAGAAGAACACAGUCAGAAAGAGUUAGACAACCUAUCUUAGAAGCAAAAAAUGAUGAAAUAAAAAACUAUAAGAUAAAAGGAGAAUAUUUUAAUGGAAUACAAUUUGUUCCCAUUAACAUCCUAUUAGAUACAGGUGCUAGUGGAAAUUACAUUAGCCUUAGGCUAUGUAACCAUCUCCAACAAUAUAAAUUAAAAGAUAAUCAUCUUUAUACUGAUUUUAAUGGAAAGAGACAUGAAAUAACAAAUAUGAUAGAAACCAUUUUAAAAUUCAAAGAUAAUACUAUACCUAUAAGACUAUUGGUUGAACCAGAAGGAAAUAAUGAUAUGUUAGAAAUACUACUAGGAACCACUUUCCUAGAUAGUGUAAAACCAUAUGAUAUUCUUGAUCAUGGUAUCAAAAUUACUUACAACGAUAAGAUAAUUUCCAUAUCAAAAUGACAAGUCCAUAUAGUAUCUAUAUACCAAUAGGAAUAACUUAUAAAGAUUACAAAGCAGAAUAUUUUGCUGCCUAUAUAGAUAACGGAUCAGGAAUAUGCUGUUGUAGACCAGAAGUAUUCCCCAAAGAAUACCAUCAAGAAUUACCCAUUACUAAGGGAAAAGAUAUAUCUAAUAAUAUCGUAACAAUGUCUAAAGACAUUGCUCAACCAAUCAUACUACUAGGAUAUUUUCUAAUAAAAUGUCCUCCAUUUUAUUUCCAUAAUACCGGACAAGAUAUUCUAUUAGGAAAUAACUUUUUAGAAAUGUUUCAUACCGUUUUAUACGAUAGAAUUUUAUUUCAAAUAAAAUUCAAAACUCCUUGCCAACAUAUUAUUGUGGUAAAACGAUUUAAAACUGCUUACUCCAAAAGAUUACCUAUUCACUUUAAACCCCGCACAGCCCAGCGUGGUGAUAUAGGAUAUCAAGAUAGACCAAUUUUUCUAAAAAGUACCCCAUUACUUCAAUACGAUACGGAUUGGGACAACCCUCAAACAAUAAAUAAACAAUCUAGCAACUUGUUAGAAUAUCAAAUAACUUUUAAUAAAUUAGAAGAAAGUUUAGACAUGAUUAAACAAAAGUUAGAACAAUGUUUUUCAGAAAAUCCUUUAGAAUUUUGGGAUAAAAAUAAGAUAGAAGCCAAGUUAGAAAUGAAGGAUAAAGAUAAAAUUAUUAGAGUAAAACCAAUGAGAUACAACCCCGAUGACCAAAAAGAAAUCCAAAAACAGAUUAAGGAAUUAUUAAGUCUUAGAAUAAUAAGACCUAGUAACUCCCCUCAUAGCUCACCAGCCUUUAUGGUUAGAAACCAUGCAGAGAUAGUAAGAAAUAAACCAAUGAUGGUAAUUAACUAUAAAAAAUUAAAUGAUAAUACUAUAUUUGAUGAAUAUUUCUUACCACAUAAAGAAAGCCUAAUUAAUAGAACUACUAACAAAAAGAUAUUUUCUAAGUUUGAUUGUAAAAGUGGAUUUUGGCAAAUAAAAAUGAAUAAAGAUAGUAUUCAUUAUACCGCAUUCUCUACCCCGCAAGGACAAUAUGAAUGGUUAGUCAUGCCAUUUGGAUUAAACAAUGCACCACAAAUACUUCAAAGAAAAAUGAAUAAUAUCUUUAAAGAUUAUGACUAUAUAUUUGUCUACGUUGAUGAUAUUUUAGUUUUAUCCGAUAGCCUUGAAGAACACUUGAUACACCUAAAUAAAUUUACUAACUUAUGACUAGAAAAUGGAUUAGCACUUUUUAAAAAGAAAGCAAGCUUAUUAAAAAAUGAGAUAGAAUUUUUAGGAAUGAUAAUUGACGAAAAUGGUAUUAAAUUACAAAGCCAUAUCGUCGAAAAAAUAUCCGUUUUUCCAGAUAAAUUAAUUGAUAAAAAGCAAGUACAAAGCUUUUUAGGGAUACUUAACUAUGCAUCGGAUUAUAUUCAAAAUUUGGCUGAACUAAGAAAGCCAUUUCAAGAAUUAUUAAAAAAGGAUAAGAGCUUUGAAUUUAACGAAGUCUUAAUGAAAAAAGUAAAUGAUAUUAAAUCUAUUUGUAAAAACUUACCAAAAUUACAAUUACCAAAAGAUAGUGAUGAUUUAAUUUUAAAAACAGAUGCUUCGGAACAGUGUUGGAGCGGAGUAUUAAAAAAGAUAGAUUAUGAUCUUAAUAAAAAUAAGAUAGGAGAAAGUCUAUGUAGAUAUUGUUCCGGAACCUUUUCGGAUACACAAACUAGAUAUCAUAUUAAUGAAAAAGAAUUAUUAGCCAUAGUAAAAAGUUGUCAAAAAUUAUAUUACUUUUUACUACCAAAACGAUUUACUCUUAGAACUGAUAAUACUCAAGUAAAGGCUUUUGUUCAUAAUAAUCUUUCGUCAAAAUCGGAAUAUAAACGAUUUAUUAGAUGGCAAAUGCUUUUGUCUGAAUAUUCUUUUGAUAUUGAAAUUAUUCGCUCUAAUAAAAAUAUUGCAGCAGAUUUUCUCACCAGAGAUGGAAAGAAUUAAAGACAAUCUUUAAGAUAUUGAUAAAAGAUUUAAAGAUAUUCAAAAGGCAGUUUCAGAUAUUAUCGAAAUUGCUAAUUUCGAUUGUGAACAACUGAUUGCUGACAAAUUAAUCAGCGUAUGUGCCCAGAUAACGUCCAAAAUUGGACAAUGCAGCGAUUCUUAUGAUAUUGUUAAUAGCUUGAUAAAAGCUAAUAAAGAUGAUAAUACCUCGACAAAUACUGAAGAAAAAAAUAAGUAUGAAAAUAUAUCUUUUAGGCCCCAAUUGCCUCAAAAAGGAGUUACUUUGGGAUAUAAAGAAAAAUUCGAUAAGAUACUUCAAGUCAUUGGAGAUCAAGAACAGAUAAUGAGAGAUUUAUUUUCUCUUAAAAUUACUCCCAACAGAUACAUCGAUUUUACGGGGAUAUAUCCUCGAAUCAAUUAUUUGCAAGAUUCAUCCCCCCAAGAAAUUAGAUACUGGUAUGAUUUUGGAGCGAUAAAUUCUAUUUAUCUUACUUCUCCAAAUUUUCUGGAAAUUAGUAGAUUACCGUCAUGGGUACAAGACGGAGUUAAAGAUUGUUAUCUGAAUAACCCAACGAUUACCAUCAAAGAUAUUUUGGUCCUUAAGUUUAUUUUCGCCGGAUCAGAUUUCUAUAAAGAAGAAAGAUAUCCUGCCUACCAUUUUAUGCAAAUUGGAAAGGCCGAUGAUUUUAAUAUUGUAAAUAAUUUUCAAGAAAAGAUAUUUCAGAGAUUCACCAACAAAGAUGUCCAUUAUAGACGUGCUAUUGGAUUAAGAAUUGUGUUGCAAAACAUGGAACAUAGUUUCAAAAGAGGAUUCAGGACCUAUGGAGGAACGAAAAUACAUUCCUCAAUUAUGAUUGCCCCUGCUAAAACUACACCACCAUCGGCAAAAAGAUAUAUGCAAAUCAAGAUAGACCUGAUUAAUAAGGGAAUUAUUAGAUCAAGUCCACAAGCACAACAACGAUUAUGUGAGAUGAGAAAGCACGCCAAAGGGAUGUGUGAAUUUUGCUCUCCGAGAAAAGAAAAGAUAAUUGAAGAUGUCAUGUCCACAUCAUCCGAAUAAAGCUCUUACUGUGAAAAAAGAGAUAAAGAUCAAGAUAUAGAAGAUAAGGAUUCAUUUUAGAGACACAUUUGUCAUUUUGUGAUAGGUGGUCCUACUAUCUUGGCUACUUUGACAAAUGGAAGAAGAAGAUAGAAAUAAAAAAGGCAAGAAGACACACAAGAAAUCAAAGAUAGAAGAAAAGACAAAGGAGAAGAUAGUGACAUAUAUCUAACCUUUUGUCAUUUUGUAAUAAGAUAUGAUAGUGACUAAUAGCUAAUAUUUUGUCAUUUUGUAAUAAUUUUAGCGUAGAAAAUAAGAGGAAGAUGACACUUUUGUCAUUUUGUAAGAUAGAAUAGUCUUUAGAUGUUUAGGAUAGAUAUAAGGUCAUUAUCAAUUUAUUUUCUAAUUUUGAAGUCCGUAGUUGAAAUUCGUCUCCUUCAUCUAUAAAAGGAGAUAAUGUGUAACACAGGAGGGGAUCGAUCAGAAAAGAACCUCAAAAAUUUUCCUCUCUUUUGUAAAAUACCCCACUACCAAGAUAUGAAUAAAAACUAAGAAGUUUUUGAGUUACUUUCUGGAGCAAAUAUUAUUAUUACUGUUAUAAUCUUUUUCCUUUUAUAAAAAGUCAAGUCUCCCAUUCCAUAUCACCCUUACGCCUUAGAGUAGAAAACGAACUAAGGCUGUGCUGAAUUACGCUGAAGGAACGUCAUAAAAGUUACCUGUUUUCAGGUUGGGAUUGCAAUAUCCGGUAAAAGUCUCGAUGGAUACCCGGUGUAAUUUUGGUCAAAAAGAGACAGAGUGACAUCGUUUGGAGCUAGCCCAAAAUGGAAAGGCCCCAGUUUAGUGAUUCGUAUGUGGUUUCGGCCUUGAGUUCCCAGUUCGAGCCACCCCAGCACACGCUUGAUAAUUCGUAGCUAUGCCAGAUAUGGAUUGUGGUGAGCUCUCGACAUUCAGAGACUUGCUAAGUUCCUUCUUUUAUACUGGCUACUAUUUUGUAUUUUGGGAUAGUCCGUCCUGUAUUAUAUAUAUAUAUAUAUAUAUUGUCAACUUUUGUAUUUAGUAUCUCCUGUAUAGGUGACACCAGGUCCCGGAUUUGGUCUAGCGUCAAUUCAUCAUUUUUAGUCACUUUUGGGCCUUUUGUAUAUAUUUGUAUUGUAUUUACAUAUCUAUACAUUGGCCUGACUUUUCUUUUAAUUAUAUUCUUCU